AUGGAGGAAUGGGAGAUUCCCACUUCUUUAGGACCCACAGAAGCCAAAGAGAACACCUCAUCACCAAUAGUUAACAGGUCUUGUGAGAAUCUGGAAUGCUACAUGGUUCUCACCGAGGCAGAGAAGACAGCCAUCGGCUCCAUCUGUUUCCUGGGAGGUCCUAUCACACUGCUGGAAAAUGCUCUUGUGUUGGGAGUGAUCGCCGCCACAGCCACCCUGCGGCAGCGGCCUUCAUAUCUGUUCAUUGCCAGCCUCGCUUUGGCUGAUGUCUUCGCCAGCUGCUUCUUCACUACCAGCUUCCUGGAUUUUCACCUCUUUCGCCGCAGUGAUGGCCCCACUGCCUACCUCUUCAAAUUAGGUGGAGUCACCAUGGCCUUCACCAGCUCAGUGGGGAGUUUACUGCUGACCGCUCUGGAUCGCUACCUCUGUAUCCACCAGGCCUGCAGCUAUAAGGUGAUGCUUACCCGUCGGCGAGCCCUGCUGAGUCUGCUGAUCCUCUGGAGCGCCACCAUCUUCAUCUCCUUCUUGCCUUUGAUGGGCUGGAGGUGUCCCACAGUGCUUUCUCCACCCUGCUCAAGCCUGUUUCCCUACAUCAACCAGGGCUAUCUGGCAUGUUGGACCAGCUUCAUACUGGUGCUUCUGGCUCUCAUUUUGUGGGCUUAUGCUCUCAUCCUGUGGAAGGCCCACCGCCACGUGUCCUCCAUGACCAACCUCCAGGGAGCAGCAGGGACAGGCCAGGCCCGCAUGAGGAUGGAUAUCCGUCUAGCACGUAUGUUUGGCCUGAUCCUACUCAUACUGGUGGGCUGCUGGCUUCCUGCACUCUCCUUCAUGUUAGUGGAUGUCUCUGUGGUCUUGACUCACACCCAACAGAGGGCCUUCGCCUUUUGCAGCACCCUCUGCCUGGUCAACUCUGCAGUCAACCCACUACUGUAUGCACUGCGCUGUCGAGAGCUGAGAGUUGCUCUGCUGCAGUUGCUACAAAGGCUGUGUGAAACUGGGAGGUGUAAACAAACUACAGACGAUUUAACCUCACAAUUACCCUCCAAAGAAGACAACAACUGUACUGCCUUCACCGAGAAUAAUGAGAUGCCCAGGACCCUCCGAUCAAUCUCAGAAAUGGUGAACGAUGAGAAGAAGAACUUUAGAGAGUGA
Molecule: messenger RNA, 1152 nt
Organism: Perca flavescens (yellow perch)
Lineage: Eukaryota; Metazoa; Chordata; Actinopteri; Perciformes; Percidae
Gene: cnr2
Product: cannabinoid receptor 2
Exons: 2
Coding region: 1-1152 (383 amino acids)
Biological process (GO): G protein-coupled receptor signaling pathway
Cellular component (GO): membrane
Molecular function (GO): cannabinoid receptor activity
Source: RefSeq, a predicted model, not a curated record